Molecule: messenger RNA, 3110 nt
Organism: Aedes aegypti (yellow fever mosquito)
Lineage: Eukaryota; Metazoa; Arthropoda; Insecta; Diptera; Culicidae
Gene: Ir75i
Product: glutamate receptor ionotropic, NMDA 1
Exons: 3
Coding region: 20-1819 (599 amino acids)
Cellular component (GO): membrane
Molecular function (GO): ligand-gated monoatomic ion channel activity
Source: RefSeq, a predicted model, not a curated record
AAUAUAUCUUUCCGUUGUAAUGAAUACCUAUAAAACGUAUAGAAGAGUUGAAACCGUAGCCACUUUUAACGAAACGAUGAAGCUUUACAUGGUUCCAUUGAUGUUGUACGUUUGCAGUUGUACUCAGGCAAGCAAUUACCAAAUGCAAGUGAUAAGAGAUUUGCUAUACCAAUUCCGUCGAUCGAAAGUGUUAUUGAAAACCUGUGGUGAUUCUGAAGAACAAGUUGUUUUUCAUAAAUUGAUGAAUUUAAGGAAUGAGGAAAUCGAAUUUAAAUAUUUUGGAGUCCUACACAAGAAUGUUAGCCAUCGUACAGUUACCAUUAUGGAUUUGUCUUGUCAUAACUUUAGUGAGGAAUAUAACGAGACUAUGCAGAAAUUCAAAUGGAUUCUGUUUGACAGCCAUGCUGUGAAUCAGAAUGCUACGGAUGUAGCGAUACCUCAAUUGAUACAUAGUGAAGUGUUCCUGAUCACAGAAAAUGCAAACCAUUAUAACAUUUGGCAGUUUUCCAAAUUAUUUCCUACAUAUCCCACAACCAGACAGCUGUACGCGUCCUGGCGAUUGGAUAGUGUACCACAUCUCCAAUUGAACAGUGAAGUCUUCGCCGACCGCUGGAAUCUCCAAGGCGCGCGCCUCAAAGCGUCGGUUGUCUGCUCCAGUUCCGAAAUCAACACCUCAGCAAAAGCCGACAAGGCCGUAACGACCGCCUUAGCAAACAUUCUCAACGCCUCAGUCACCUUUCACUGUACCCCGAACUGGAAACAAGGUUUGAUCCAUGAUCUACGCACUGGAUCAACAGAUCUUGGUGCAACACCGAGCUACAUGACCCCCGAUCGCUUGAAAUCCGUCCAAUUCCUUGCGAUGACCGGACCACUCAACUACAAAUUCAUCUACAGAUCGCCCAAGCUAUCCUACACGGAUAACGUAUUCCUACUAUCCUUUCACGAUCGCGUUUGGAUGUCCAUCGGAGCAGUAAUUCUGCUAGCAACGGCCCUACAGCUGAUCAUAACGCACUUCGAGCCAGAUCACCCCGGACAGCUCGGAGUCAGCGACGCCUUGUUGAACAUGAUCGGUAUCGCCAGUCAACAGGAGGCGUUGAUCAAUCCGCAAUCGGUUUCAUCCCGCACGUUGAACAUCGUUAUGUUGAUCAGCUUGAUGUUCCUGUACAUUUGUUUUUCGGCUAACAUCGUGGCGUUGAUUCAGUCGCCGACGGCACGAGUUCGAACGCUGGGUGAUUUAUUACGGUGGGGAUUCCAACUGUCGGCCCAGGAUAGUGAUAUUAAUCGGAUUUUUAUGGCGAACGAGUCCAAUUCCCUACGAAACACCAUCUACACCACCAUCCGAAAUUCCAACGGUUUUCUCCCGGUGGCCAACGGAACCGAACGGAUACGCCAAGGUCUGGCCGCAUUCCACGGCGACACGAACCAAAUCUACCGCUACAUGAUCGACCAGUUCGACGAGAACGAAAAGUGCAAUCUGAACGAGAUCAAUUUUCUACCCCCGCUACAAGGAUACUACACCGUUGCGAAGGAUUCUCCUUUGGCGGAACAUGUUAAAUAUGGACUAUUGAAACUGCGCGAACUGGGAUUCUUGCAGAGGGAAAUCGCAAUGCAUUACCAACGCAAACCAGCCUGCAUAGGAGAGAACCUUUUCGUUCCGAUUUCGAUGAUCGAUGCCAUUUUCAGCAUUCAAUUGAUGGGAUGGGCUUUGGUACUUACGAUCGUUAUUUUUGCGCUGGAAGUUACCUGGAAACGGUACAAUGCGAACCUGUUUGUUGUAAGGUGGAUCCAACGGAAAAUCGCAAAACAUAGAAACAAAUGAAUAAUGGAAAUAUCUGGUAGCUAAUAGCCAGGUAUGAUCGUUUUUAGCUGGUCGUCGCGUGGGUAUAGAAACCUUUUAAGAUUUAAGCCCCCUUUAGUUUUUUCCAAGCUCAGUAACUAAUUCACAAGAGGACGAUUGAGAUCGAAGGUAGUUAAAAUGUCUUGCACUGAGAGUGAUAAGAAUCGUCUGCACAGACUGGUGAACAAUCCGUACCUGGCGGAUGUGAAAUUUCUAGUUGGCAGAAAAAGGAAGCUCAUCUACGGUCAUCGAACGCUUUUGACCUGCGCUAGUGAGGUAUUUCAGUCGAUGUUUGGCAACAAGCGCUUUCUGAAGAUUCAUCGCUAUUAUCCAUUGGUCAUUGUGUCGGAUGUGGAACCGGACAUUUUUCUGGACGUGUUGUACUACAUAUACUGUGAUGAGUGUAACAUUAGCGAGAAGAACGUGGCUGAGUUGUUUUACGCUUCGGCCAAAUACCAAUUAUAUGAACUGCAGACGAAGUGUGUAGAGUUUAUGAUAGCGACUACGAAGGUUAGCGAGUGGCUCCAGAUAUUCUUCGAAGAGACGCGAAAUCAACGGCUGCGAAAAGUUUCCGAAGCACAAAUCGUGUCGAGAGCGGAGGAGGUAUUGCGACAUCCCUCGUUCCUCCAGUUGGGAAGUUCGCAGGUAAAGGAAAUCUUGGAACUGAAGAAACUUCAAUGUACAAAUCGUCAAUUGCUGGAGGCAGUCGAUCGUUGGAUAGAACAUCAACCCGAAUCGCAGAGAAGUGAAUUUGAUUCCCUUUGGUUGUCUUUACUGCUGAAGAUUGACUCGGACAAGAAGAAUCAAGUGCGAUCAUUUGAACAAAAGUUACAGCCUCGCAUUUCCGGAGCGAUCGUAGCAUCUCGCGAUGUUAUUCUAUACGGAUUGGGGAUCUACACAGGGAUCGAUUGUUCGGAAGUUCAAGAAUGUGAUGUAUGUGUGAAAAUCGAGAUUGGAUGCUGCGAGAAGGACGUCGUCCGGGAAUCGAUUUCGUUAAGAAUUCCCGAUCAAAAGCGAAUAACAGAAUGUUUAUUUAAUCAGCUGAAAUUAUCGGAAGGUGACACAAUGAAAUUCACUGUUCAAAUAUCCGGAAUGCCGACGAAGCUGCGCCAGGCCUGGUGCGCUGAUAAUCGUAAUAGAACGCCCCUCAAUAACCAAGGAGACCUGAGAAUAGUUAGUAGUGAUAAUGCACAUUUUGUAACACCCAUAGCCUACCUGAUAUAUGAACCAGUGAAUGAUUCAGAAUUUGAAUAAAUUAUUGUUGUAAAUUUGA